CACAAAGCCAUGAGGAAAAAACUGUUUUUUCUGCGUCAUAGUACCAUCAUAAGGUAGGUCUGAGUUUUGAUGCGAAGGUUGAGUAGAAACUUCAAAAGACCACGUCCCUUGGAGUAUAUUCCACUAAUUUAGUCAUAACCACCUUUUUAAUUUUUGUAUUUUUCCUGAAUAAUACGACUGGGUUUUAGAAUUCCUGAAUUUCACUUUGAGAAAGUAUUUUCACAUAUACUGAAUUUUGUACAAGUCGUCUGAAUCUGCGCUUUUAUAUUGUUUGCUUUGAUCAUUAAGAUUUCUUGUUCUGGUUAAGAAUUACUGUGUAUAGUAAUCAUUCCUUGCGGUUGAUUCAUCUGGUUUGUUGUAAGGGUAGGAGAAGAGAAUGCUAAAAAAUGAGCUUAGAACAAUGUUACAAUGCAACUCAAUCCUAUGCAAAGGUAGCAUUGCACAAGCAACAAUCUUCAGAUUAUGUGGAAGCAAUUGUGAUGUUUGAAAAAGCCAAAAAAAAUAUACUUGAUAAUCCUAGCUUUCUAUUUUCUAAAGAGAAUUUGGAAGUCCUCAAUCCAGAAGAACGACAGUACGCCGAAGCACUUAUAUGCAUGUUGGAACAGCUAACGACGCAAGUUGAUCAAUUAAGAAACGAGGUUGUGCUGCAAGAAGCUGCACUCCAACAACUUAAAAAGCCUCAAUUCAGUACUUAUUCACCAUACAAGGAAGAAGAAAAGCCGGCGAAGCAUCGGGCUACGGCUAGUCAGGAGAGACGAGAUUCGUCUGCAGGGACCGAACAGUCCAGCAGUGCUAGUUCCUCUAGUCAAACGUCAAUCGCUCCUUCAGUUUCAGCGCACCGUACAUCAUUACGUCCAAUUCCUUCAGAAACAGAGGGUAAUAAAGCACCGAAAGCUUCAAAAUCCUCGAAGAUUAAAAACGCUUUAUUUGGAAGCAAAUUCCUUACGUCACCCAAAACUACCAAUCCUAUAAACCCUCCAUCUGAAGAAUCGCGACGGACGAAUGCGAAUAAAGCCGCCUUACUUGCUUGGGGGCUAUUUUCUCCUUCCAAGCAGAAAGAUCAUCCAUUACCACCUGCCUACAUCGCUUCGAGUGCUGCUUAUAAAUCACAUAAUCCUCAAACUGAAGCUUACCAUGCUUAUCCUCAAGCACGCUCUUUUGAAAGUAUGCGUCCGCAGCAGUCUUCUCGUUUUACUUCUCCGUCAAUCGAUAUGAAGCGUAGAACCAGUGUUCCAAAGCUAAAUCCCUCAGAGACUUUAACAAAUGUGAUUCCAAAGAAUUUUCGUAAAUCUCCAUCUCCUCCAGGUUCUAUUACAGGAAUGCCUUCCCAAUUUUCCUCUUCAAGUUCCAUCUCAAAUACGCUAACAAAAACGGAACCUGCUUCCCUUGAAAUCCCUGAAUUUCGUGUAUCAUCAUCAUCUUCUUCUUUUUUGCGUCCAACCAACUCCAAUAAUCCCUUUCUAAGACAUUUAUUAUCUCCAUCUGAGCUUUCGCUGUCAUCCGUAAAUGAUACUGCGUCUUCCCGUAGUGUGAAUGACGAUUGGGAGCUUUCUUCUGGUACAGAAAAGGUUGGCAAUGCAAGUUUUAAUCCAUUUACAGAAAUAAGUACUCUGAAGAGUCGGGAAGAGCAAGUACUUCAAGAUUGUCCAGAAAUUGACGAGGAGUUAGGAAGGAAUAUUCUGAGAGAAAUCGUUGUCAAGGGAGAUGAAGUACUUUGGGAUGACAUAGCUGGAUUAGGUUCGGCGAAGGAAUCCUUGAAGGAGGCGGUUGUAUACCCUUUUUUGCGACCAGAUUUAUUUCAGGGUCUUCGAGAGCCAGCUCGUGGUAUGCUUCUUUUCGGUCCUCCAGGAACUGGAAAAACAAUGUUAGCUCGUGCGGUAGCGACAGAAUCAAAAUCUACCUUCUUCUCAAUCUCGGCAUCAAGUCUGACAUCCAAAUUUCUGGGAGAAUCAGAAAAAUUGGUUCGAGCGUUAUUCACAUUAGCGAAAAAACUGUCGCCUAGUAUCAUCUUUGUAGAUGAAAUUGAUUCAUUAUUGUCAGCCAGAAGCGCUGAUGGAAACGAACAUGAGAGCUCAAGACGGAUCAAAACGGAAUUCUUAAUUCAAUGGUCUUCACUUGCAAGAGCUGCUGCUUCCAGAGAGUCGGCCGACCAGCCCAGAGUUCUAGUACUCGCUGCCACGAACUUACCAUGGUCAAUUGACGAGGCUGCUCGUCGUCGAUUCGUUCGUCGGACUUACAUUCCUUUACCUGAUGAUACGGGACGCCGAGUUCAUAUAAAGAAUCUUUUACAACAUCAAAAGCAUUCCUUAACGGAUGAUGACAUAGAAAGUAUUGUUCAACUUACCAAAUAUUACUCUGGGUCUGAUUUGACAGCUCUGGCGAAAGACGCAGCUAUGGGUCCAUUGCGUGCUUUAGGAGAAUCACUGCUAUUUACGAAGAUGGAAUUGAUUCGUCCAAUGAACCUACAAGACUUCCUGCAGAGUCUAAAAGUAAUUAGGCCUAGUGUGAAUUUGGAGGGAUUAGAGCGAUAUGAUCGGUGGAAUACAGAAUUUGGACAACAAGCAUAGUCUGUAUAUAUAUGAACAGAGUUUCAAGAAUCUAAUAAUGCUGGUGUUUCUAUUAAUAUUGAAACUAAUGCUUCCUAUGCCUUAAUUAUUUUCUACUAUAUCACUAAAGCAAAGAUAAAAUUAUGAGCCUAUAUUUAUGAAUGCGAUAACUAGUGCAAAAGAACUAUCUUAUUCUUUUUAUUCGGUAGGUCUGUUGUUGAGUUUAAGGACUUACACUGAUUAUGUACAUUUCUCUAUGGCUUAUAUUUCCUUUUGCUACUAUUGAAAUGGUAUAUUGUUCCUUCAUGUGUCUUCAUCGAUGACGAUGACAGUAUGAAUGCCUGCCAUUGACUCGUUAAUUUUUUCGUAUAACAGACCAGGAAUAACGAAAUUAUUUAUUUAGACUUUUUAAUUUAUUCUAGUAUAUGGAUUCUUCUUUGGGUUGCAAAUGGCUUUCCAUGCAAUUGUGUAUAUCAUAAGAAGGAUGUGUUUUCUUCUAUACUACGAAAAUGAAGCAAUAUUAUAAUAAUGAGUUUAUACAAUACUAUUACUAUUAUUAACACGGUA
This is a messenger RNA of Schizosaccharomyces cryophilus OY26, 3113 nucleotides long. RefSeq lists its product as uncharacterized. The record is from RefSeq and is a predicted model, not a curated record. Gene Ontology annotation, molecular function: ATP binding; ATP hydrolysis activity. Lineage: Eukaryota; Fungi; Ascomycota; Schizosaccharomycetes; Schizosaccharomycetales; Schizosaccharomycetaceae. The coding region runs from base 387 to 2567 and encodes 726 amino acids. The transcript has a single exon.